Molecule: messenger RNA, 731 nt
Organism: Cynocephalus volans (Philippine flying lemur)
Lineage: Eukaryota; Metazoa; Chordata; Mammalia; Dermoptera; Cynocephalidae
Gene: NUPR2
Product: nuclear protein 2, transcriptional regulator
Exons: 2
Coding region: 31-318 (95 amino acids)
Biological process (GO): negative regulation of cell cycle; regulation of transcription by RNA polymerase II; negative regulation of cell population proliferation
Cellular component (GO): nucleus
Source: RefSeq, a predicted model, not a curated record
GAGCGCGCGGGCGGCCGGGCGGCGGGCGCGAUGGAGCCGGGCGCUUCCCUAGCAGUCGCCCGCGGCCCGGCUCCGGCGUGGCCCCCGGCGAGCGGCGAGGAGGAGCUCUACGACUGCCUCGAUUACUACUACCUGCGCGACUUCCCGGCCUGCGGGGCGGGGCGCAGUAAGGGCCGCACGCGGCGCGAGCAGGAGCUGCGCACCAACCGGCCGGCGCCCGGCGGCCACGAGCGCAAGGUCGCGCGGAAGCUCCUCGAUGGCCAGCGCCGGCGGCGCCAACGCCAGCUGAGGCCCCGGCCGCGCACCCGCCUCACCUGAGCGCCUCCCGUCCGCUCGCCCCGGCUCCCCCCGACCGCAGGUGCAGCGUUGUAGCUGGACAGAAGAAGGGGCCGGGAAACGCAGAAGACGCCUUUGAAAUAACGCACGAGAGCUUUCCUUCCAGUGCUCACUCUCGGACUAAAGACGAUGACCGAUCCGUGUUUCUGUCUGACUCUGCAGGACAACCGAAGAGCCUGGUGAAAGCAUUUUCUCCGACUCCAUCCGUCACCGUGGUCCCAAGAGGGAGAGAAUCCCAGUUGGUCAACACAACUUUUCGACAUCGCUUAAGUUUACUGCUUCAUCUCCCUCUGCUAGUUCUUGAACACCACGUCCACAUUAAUCUUCCUGAGGAUCAUUUUAAUGAUGGGAAAACCCUCACUGGGUUCUCUAAGUUUGUCGAAUAAAAAACCUAG